Messenger RNA from Ceratitis capitata (Mediterranean fruit fly), 348 nucleotides. RefSeq names its product histone H2B. The transcript has 3 exons. The record is from RefSeq and is a predicted model, not a curated record. Gene Ontology annotation, cellular component: nucleosome. Gene Ontology annotation, molecular function: protein heterodimerization activity; DNA binding; structural constituent of chromatin. The coding region runs from base 1 to 291 and encodes 96 amino acids. Lineage: Eukaryota; Metazoa; Arthropoda; Insecta; Diptera; Tephritidae.
AUGUGGAGCAGUAUAAAUUGCCGUGCCAUUUAUAUCUACAAGGUGUUAAAACAAUUAGAUCCCGAUAUUGGUAUUUCCUCGAAGGCAAUGAGUAUAAUGAAUAGUUUUGUUAAUGACAUUUUCGAACGCAUUGCUGCUGAGGCAUCGCGUUUGGCUCACUAUAACAAACGUUCAACUAUCACCAGUCGCGAAAUUCAAACUGCUGUGCGUCUACUUUUGCCCGGUGAAUUGGCCAAACAUGCCGUCAGUGAAGGGACUAAGGCUGUUACCAAAUACACUAGCUCCAAGUAAAUUGUCUAUUGAUAAUGUAUGUGUGUGUAACGACAAAAGGCCCUUUUCAGGGCCACA